Messenger RNA from Odontomachus brunneus, 4122 nucleotides. RefSeq names its product eukaryotic translation initiation factor 5B (gene eIF5B). Bases 158 to 3310 code for a protein of 1050 amino acids. The record is from RefSeq and is a predicted model, not a curated record. Gene Ontology annotation, molecular function: GTP binding; translation initiation factor activity; GTPase activity. NCBI's taxonomy places the organism in Eukaryota, Metazoa, Arthropoda, Insecta, Hymenoptera, Formicidae. The transcript is spliced from 16 exons.
GCGGCAGGACUGCGCUGACUAGGUUAUACGCGUUCGCGCUAUUUCGUGUGUCGAGUGUGGUUUCGUGCGUGCAGCUGUGUAUGUACCGCCCUGCUCCAAAGGACCGCAUCAUCGCGAUCAACGUGCACGAGACAAUCGUCUAUCGCAGCAGGCCAGGAUGCAGGAAUCUCAGCCGAAGAAGGGCAAAAAAGUCAGGAGAAAGCACAAUGAUAGCGACGAGGACAUUGAAAAGGUUUUGGCAGAGUUGGCCCUGGAGUAUUCUGGAGAGAAAUCAGUCAAAGACAAAAUUGAAAGCAAACCUGAACCCAAUGAGCAAACGGUUGACGACGAGGAUAAGAAGAAAAAAGGGAAGAAGGAUAAGAAGAAGGAAAAGGUUGAAAAGAAUGAUAUUAAGGACGAAGAUGCAGUAGCCCCAGAGACAAAUAAUACUGACAUGGAUGUGGAAGUUAGCACUGUAAAAACAGCAGCACAGAAGAAGAAGGAAAAGAAAGAAAGAGAGAAGCAGAAGAAAUUGGCUCAGAAAAAAGCGGAAAUUUCUAAGGAAUCUAAGAAGGGGGAGGAUGAUGAAAUAACAAAAACUGAUGAGAAGAAGAAUGAUAAACCUGUAUCUGAAAAGAAACAAGAUAGUAUGGAAGUCGACGUUGAUGCUAUUGAACCUGAAGAUAGCAAGAAGAAAAAGAAAAAAGGUGCUAAGGAGGAAGCUAAAGAAAAAGGUAAAGGUCCUGGAAAGAAAACUAUUGCUGCAAUGCAGGAAGCUUUGAGGAAGUUGAAGGAGGAGGAAGAAAGAUUAAAACGUGAAGAGGAAGAGAGAAUGCGGCAAGAGGAAUUACGGGAACAGGCGCGACUCGAACAAUUACGACUUGAACAGGAACGCAAGGAGAGGAAAAAAUUAAAGGAAAAGCAGCGAAAAGAGAGGUUGAAGGCAGAGGGAAAAUUCUUAACAACGAAGCAGAAACAAGACAGAGCUAGGGCGCAGGCGAUGAUCGAAGCGCUUAAAGCUCAAGGUCUCGAUUUACCGGAUGUGGGGGAGAAGAAACCUAGACCAGGAACACGAAUUAGACCGAAUAAGUUAAAACAACAAGUUAGUGUGGAGAAGAAGGAAGACGAAAAGCUUGAAAAUAAUGAAACACCUGCGGAUCAAGUGCAAGUGGAAAUUGUAGACCAAUCAACGGAGGUGAAAGAAGUAAAAGAAAAGAAGGAAGAAGAUGAUGUUAAGGAUUCGUGGGAUGCCGACAGUACUGAGGACGAGCAAGAAGAAGAUAAAUCAGACGACGUUGCAAAGACUCCUGAGAAAGAGAAAGAACAGCCAGUCGAAAAAAUUCCUGCCAAAACCGAGUCAGAGAAGAAAGAGUCCUCAGAAAGCGAGACUGAGAGCGAAAGUGGCAGCGAAUCUGAGUCGGAGGGAGAUGAGAGCGACGAGGACAGCGAAGUGGAAGAUAAAGUGCCAGAUGCCGCGUGUAAGAAAGAACGCGCACGAGAGCGUAUCCAGAAUCGUCGUAUCGAAGCUGAGAAGAAGAAGACACUGGAUAAUCUAAGAGCGGCCGUGGUCUGUGUAUUGGGUCAUGUAGAUACUGGCAAGACUAAGAUCCUGGACAAGUUAAGGAGAACGAAUGUGCAAGAUGGUGAAGCAGGUGGUAUAACUCAACAGAUCGGUGCUACUAAUGUGCCAAUUGAAGCUAUCCAAGAAUCAACGAAACAUGUGAAAGGCUUUGCCGACAAGAAAUUUAAAAUCCCUGGUCUCUUGAUCAUAGACACGCCUGGUCACGAGUCAUUCAGCAAUCUCAGAAGCAGAGGAUCCUCUCUUUGUGAUAUAGCAAUCUUAGUUGUAGAUAUUAUGCAUGGGAUAGAACCGCAAACGUUAGAGAGUAUCAAUUUGUUGAAAGCGAAGAAAUGUCCUUUUGUUGUCGCUCUCAAUAAAAUCGACAGGUUAUACGAUUGGCAGACUAUGAAUCGUAAGGAUGUUCAGGAUAUAGUGAAAAAUCAAGCAUCUAAUACUCAGCGAGAAUUCGAAAAGCGAUCGAAGGAUAUCAUUGUACAAUUUGCGGAGCAAGGUUUGAAUGCAGCGUUGUUUUACGAAAAUCCAGAUCCUAGGAGUUAUGUGUCAUUAGUCCCAACCAGUGCUAUAACAGGCGAAGGUAUGGGCAACUUGUUGGCCUUAAUAGUCGACGCUUGUCAAGGUCCUCUGGCCAGGAGACUGAUGUAUAGUGAGGAGCUUCAAGCUACUGUAUUGGAAGUCAAAGCAUUGCCGGGACUUGGUACUACGAUAGACUGUAUUCUAGUCAAUGGCAUGCUAAGGGAGGGCGAUACGGUCAUUAUCGCUGGCACGGACGGGCCUAUUGUAACGCAAAUUCGUUCACUUCUUAUGCCGCAGCCGUUAAAGGAAUUAAGAGUUAAGAAUGCAUACAUCGAGCAUCGCGAAGUUAAGGCUGCUCAGGGAGUGAAAAUCGCGGCAAAGGAUCUAGAGAAAGCCAUCGCCGGCUUAAAUCUGCAAGUUGCACAAAAACCAGACGAGGUGGACGUGUUGAAAGAAGAGAUUGCAAAGGAGCUGUCCAGUGCUCUCGGAAACAUACGACUAGCCGAACGAGGAGUUUACGUCCAGGCGUCUACCCUGGGAGCCCUCGAAGCGUUGUUGGAUUUCUUGAAAAGCAGCAAAAUACCGUACGCUGGAAUUCGCAUCGGGCCGGUCGUCAAGAAGGACGUCAUGAAGGCUUCCAUCAUGCUGGAACACGACAGCCAGUACGCCACGAUUCUCGCGUUCGACGUGAAGAUAGAGAGGGACGCGCAGGAAUUGGCGGACUCGCUGGGUGUCAAGAUCUUCCAAGCGGACAUUAUUUACCACCUGUUCGACAAGUUCACCGCCUACAGGGAGGAAUUGAAGCAGCGCAAGCGGGAUGAGCACAAGCACAUCGCCGUGUUUCCGUGCAAGCUGAAAAUCCUGCCGCAGUAUGUGUUCAACUCGAGGGACCCGAUCGUGAUCGGCGUGAUGGUCGAGGCUGGCAUCGUCAAGGAAGGAACGCCGCUCUGCGUCCCGAGCAAGGACUUCGUCGACUUGGGUAUGGUGACUAGUAUAGAGUACAACCAUAAGCCCGUGGAAUCGGCCAGGAAAGGUCAAGAGGUUUGCAUCAAAAUCGAGCCCACACCAGGGGAAACGCCCAAGAUGUUCGGUCGCCACUUCGAAGCGAAGGACUUUCUCAUCAGCAAAAUAAGCAGACAGAGCAUAGACGCUUGCAAAGACUACUUCAGAGAUGACCUGCUGAAGACCGACUGGCAACUCAUGGUGGAACUCAAGAAGCUCUUCCAGAUACUCUAGGACACGCUGAGGUUAGCGACGACAUUAUCCAAGGACCUCCCAUCGUGCCGGCGACGACAGCUCGGCGAGAAGACCGGCCGCUCGGCGAAGCUUCGACAUCCUCGCGAGGUACUCGAGACUAUCGGACGAACGUCUCCUCGAGUCAUCCCGAUCGACACCACGACGUUGUUGUGCCGCAUCGCGCGUUUCAGGACGCCGCAUGCUUGAACCACUUAUCCCAUCCUUCUGCUUGCUGAUCGCGAAUCUUCUGCACUUCUCCCGUCCUCUUUCUUCGCUACUUGACAUCCUCGUUGAACCCCGAAGAGCAUGCUACGCAGAGGAACAAGAGGAAGCCGCGUCCUUGAAACCGCCACGCGCUUUACUUGCCUGGACUUUGAGCGAAAUCGUCGGGCCACGCAAUUGCACUCGGGAUAUUCAUGGAAUACCACGUGACUGUUACUCGCGAAUCUUGCUGGCGAGGACGGUGAGGAACUUCUUGGAAGUGUGCGAUCGCGCGAGAAGAAGAGGAAAGAAAAGUCCCUCCGGAUAGGAACGUCGCGGGUGGCGACGACGUUGUAGAUACGCUCGAAAAGGAGAUGGAGACGACAGAAAGAUAAAGAGAAAGAGAGAGAAAAAGAGUUGGAGGUGAGAGAAAGAAAGAGAAGAAAGGAAGAAAAAGUAAAAAAAAUAGAAAGAAGAAGAGACGUAGUGCUGACAAACGAGAGAAUUGCGCGAGAACCUCGUGUGUUUUGUAUAUGUAAUCCCUUUAUAUAAGAUGAGCAAAGCAUUGCGGUCGUAAAUAAAGACUACUGCGCGUUUUCGCACAAAAAAGA